GGGGCUGUCACUCCAAUGACGUGCGCAGCCGAUUCGACGAUUGGUUCCGCCCAGGCGCGAAAUGUAACGCGGGAAAGUCUAGGGCUCGGUAGCGGUGGUCGGGGGUUACCGCUGCUGAAUGGUGAGAAGCCGCGAUUGCUUCAGACAGCCGGGCAGAGACUGCACGGGGUUGGCAUCUCCACGGAGGAGUCUUCCUGUCAUGCACACCUGAGGCGUUCCUUUUCGGCCACCAAAGGAAAAGCCAAGGGAAGCACCCGCCCGGGGGUACAAGCGGUACCAGCGACCCGCGGAUCGAGAAGCAAAAGAAUCUCGGACCGACGCAGCAUGUCUGAGCUGCCGGGCCCUCAGCCCGUUAUCGUAUGUCCGGGAAGCUCCCCGAAGCGCGUCUUGGUGUCGGUCAUCAAAACCACUCCAGUCAAGCCGCCGCUCGCCAGCAGCGAGGAUCCCGCCCGCGUGCCCGUGCCUCCGCCACCCAUCCCUACCAGCCCGGGCUUCAGCGACUUCAUGGUCUACCCAUGGCGCUGGGGGGAAAACGCGCACAACGUCACCCUCAGCCCGCCGCCCGCCGCAUCUCAGCCUCUCCGCGAGGGAGGAGGAGGCAACGGCGGCGGGCUCCGGAGCGCCGUGGAGCGCUCCGCAGGAGAAGACGAAGAAGCGGGAAGCCCCGACAGCGGUACUGGGAGCAACGGGCACUUGAGGGAUGGGAUUAGAAGAGGCCGACCAAGAGCAGAGACAGUCCGAGAUCUAAUAAGUGAGGGAGAGCAUUCAUCUAGCAGAAUACGUUGUAAUGUUUGCAACAGAGUUUUUCCAAGAGAGAAGUCUUUGCAGGCACACAAAAGAACUCAUACUGGUGAAAGACCUUAUUUGUGUGAUUACCCAGAGUGUGGGAAAGCUUUUGUUCAGAGUGGGCAACUUAAAACACAUCAGCGUCUCCAUACAGGAGAGAAGCCUUUUGUCUGUGCAGAAAAUGGAUGUAUAAGCAGAUUCACACAUGCAAACCGCCAUUGUCCCAAGCAUCCAUAUGCAAAAUUAAGACGAGAAGAACCUACAGAUAAACUGAACAAAAAGCAAACUGCAGACAACAAAGCUGUUGCUGAAUGGCUGACAAAGUAUUGGGAAAUGAGAGAACAACGCACUCCUGUGUUGAAAAAUAAAUCUAUUCAUAAGCCUGACCAGGAGCAGCAAGAUCCCAUGGAAUAUCUUCAAUCUGAAGAUGAGGAAGAAGAAGAAAAAAAUACUGCUCAUUCAUCCCUUUGUAGCCGCCUUCAAGAACAGCGUGAACGCUUACAUGGGGCACUGGCACUCAUUGAGCUUGCCAACUUGGCCGGAGCCCCACUGCGACAGUAAUAGAAGAACUGAAGUGUGGAUUAACAAAAUGUACUGAAUUUUGUUAUUUAAACCAAUUAGCUUCUGGCAUAAGCUAAGCACCUUAUUGGCUUCCAUAGGCUGCUAUUAUGUAGAAUUUAUGAAGAAUGUUGUUACCCUAGAAAAUGGGGUAAAAGAAUUGCACUUUUUAUAUGGUAAAGCUUUUAAAGUAUUUUGUAAAUAGGAGAUUGUAUGAUGCAUUGUGUAACAUGAUCAUCUUACAGAAAGCUAGAUUUGCAAGGUUAGGGUGCUUUUAAUCACAGUUGCAUGGAAGUAAGUCACUGCAACCGGUGAAAUUUGCUUCCAUAAAAACAGUGUUUAAAGUUGGGAUGCCAGUCAUUCUUUAUUUCAGUUCUCACAGGAAGCACUUUCUGAACCUGUAUGGGAAUAAUGGUACAUACAUUCAAAGCAAAUUAAUAGAUUUUUUUAAAUUGGAUGUAAUCAGUGAUGUACCCAUGCUGUUUUGAAGAUAUUUUAUCUAAUAUUACUGACAGAUGCUAGAAUGUCUUAAUUUUAUGGCAGAAUAGAUGAAUUGGAUAGAUUUUCAUUUAGAAUCUUCUUUGUGACUGCUGACAUGGAGGCUGACUUUGCUUUUAUGGAUAGAUACCUUAAAGGUCUUUUGGUUGAGCAGCACUUAUUGUUCCCAUUAUAAAUAUGGGAAUAUUUGCACAUUGUUGGACUCUUCUAUAACCGAGUGAUUACUCUUGCAAAUUCUAGGCAUUGUAGUAACAUCAAGUAUGGGUUUCAGUCAGAGCUCUUAAACCCACAACAAUGGCAUUUGUGUUUUGUUCAUGGAGAUAUUUACAGGGUAGCAUUGAUUUUUAAGUAUAUUUUAGAAUUUCACCAGCAAACACUAAAAUGUUGCUUCAGAACAUUUUCCCGCAGAUAGGGGUUGGGUUUUGUUUUGGUUUGGGUUUUUUUGCGUGAUGCCACCUUAUUACUUUACCUGAAAUUUAAAUGCCAAGUUGUUUUCACUAAUUGUAGCUUUCAGCAGUAGUUACAAGUGUGAGAUGUUUAGGCUAUAUUCUUUCCAUAAGUGAAGGUGUAGUACAGCACUUAGUGCUUUUGAUCACUUAAAGGAAAACAAAAGUUCUAGUGGUAUACAUUAGAAAUAGUUUUAAGUAAUUUAUCAUAUGCCAGAUGUGUGCCUUGCUAACGGUCUGUAUAAACAAUGAAUACAAGUGCAUUAUAGGUUAACAAUUUUGAUUUUAGGAAGAGUCAAGGCUUCUGGCAUAAGAACAUAAAAUCAGUGAUAUUUUAUCAAAAUAACUUUUUUCAAUGAUCCAAGCUAGUACUAGAUGGUUUUUUUCCCCCUAGUUCCAGCUAUACUUUGAUAUCCUAGAAUUACAUAUUAAUGUUGGCAAAUGGCUAUAAAACCAGAAAGUUAGUGCAGUUUAUACAUUUGACAUAGUUUUAUUUUGGGGAUUGUUAAGAUUUUUCUGAAACCUUCAUCCUUAAAACAAAGCACUUCAACGUUGACCUUUGGGCUACAUUUAAAGUUAUAUUAAAGCAUUUAGAAAAUCAAUGUAAACUUUCAUGCUUUCUCUGAAUCUGAUUUAGCAGUAGAGAAAGGCAUUUGCACUUCAUGGAAUCCAGUUGAUGCCAUUGUAGGAGUAAAUUUAUGAUUAUAUUGCCCAGCUAUGAAAGUAAGGCCUAGUUUGUUGAUGCACAAACAUUUCCUUCCCAAUUCAAUAUUUUAUUUACACUGAAUGCAUAUUGAAAAUAUGUAUUUACUUAAAACACAUUCUGCCUAGCUAUAGGCAAGUCAAGCUGCUUUACCAAUUAUGUAUAAAAUACAUCUUUGGACAAAAAAAAAAAACUCCAGAUAACCAUUUGUAAAAAGUUGGAUUUUUAAAAAAUGGAAGUUCAAGAAUUCUCUGCUGUGUAUGAUUCAGCUGUACUUCUGGCAUGAGUUAAAAUGCUGUAAUUCUAAUAAGCUUUGAAUAAAAUGUUGCCUGGACUUUA
Molecule: messenger RNA, 3330 nt
Organism: Pantherophis guttatus
Lineage: Eukaryota; Metazoa; Chordata; Lepidosauria; Squamata; Colubridae
Gene: ZNF367
Product: zinc finger protein 367
Biological process (GO): regulation of transcription by RNA polymerase II
Cellular component (GO): nucleus
Molecular function (GO): RNA polymerase II transcription regulatory region sequence-specific DNA binding; DNA-binding transcription factor activity, RNA polymerase II-specific
Source: RefSeq, a predicted model, not a curated record